GCAGCUUACAGCAACAGAGUUUAGACUGUCUUUGCUUCAUCAUCUGAAGGUAAAAUUUUCCAGAUACGGCAGACGGCUUUCAGAGCACAAUAAACAGGGACUGAGAACUAUUUACAUGGAAAUCUCUUUCUCAUGAUGCAGUGGAGAAGCCUCGGUCCCUUGAUUCUGCCAGAUGUUCCUGGGGUUACUGUACAUGGGAAGGACAGGCAGAGCUAAACAAGGUGUACGGGCAGAUGAAGUGGCCAUCAAGCUAGUGUCAAUGGAGAGAGAAAAGGACAAAGGUCAGCUGAAAAGCAGUUCUGUUCACCAGAGGCUGUGGCUGGGGAAGGAAAUGGAAAUUCUAUCUAAGACUUCCCUGGGAAUUCAGGGCGAGAUUCAGCCUGCAGCUGAAUAAUUGUUCUGUCUGGCUGUAGCCAUUGGUUCCUGGACAUCCAGGAAACUGGUUCAUGAUUUGAAAGUGCCUGUGUGAAGUCACUUUUGCUGCAGACUUCAGCUUGGGAGCUCUUUCUGUGUUCACAUCUUGUUUUUUCUCUCAAAUACACUUUACCCUGACCUUAUGAGUGGAUGAAGAUACCUCAGUUGUCUGGUUUUGUCAAUUGCUUAAUUUCAGAAUUGAAAAAGGAGGAAGGAAAAUUCUGCUAAAAUAUGAACAUCUGAGUGGCUUAUGUUUGAGCACCGUCAAUAGCUGUGCGUGUCGGAACUAAAUAUUCUCCCAAGGAGUGCCAUGAUAUUGGAGGCAAUUUAUUAAAAACAGUUGUAUCUGCAAAACAGUGAAGAGACUCAGACAUUUAUAGCCAGAGAUGACACUGAGCAUGCUUUUAUUGCGGCCCGCAGUCUUCAAGUGGAACAUAUUGAUUGAUGAGUGACUGUCUGCCAAUAAACUCUCUCAUCACUCUGCUUCCUGGACUGGACUUCAUUAAGCGAUUUAUCACUUACCUUCAGACUUACAUGUGGGAGUUUUCACAACAGUAGUUUUGGAAUCAUUGGAACUUGGAUUGACUUCAUCAUUUAACAGAAACUUAACAGAGUCCAAAUUACUUUAUCAUCAUGGCUUUGAACGUUACCCCAGUCAGAGACACGAAAUGGCUGACGUUGGAAGUCUGCAGACAGUUUCAAAGAGGAACGUGCUCACGCUCUGAUGAAGAAUGCAAAUUUGCUCACCCCCCGAAAAGUUGCCAGGUUGAAAAUGGAAGAGUAAUCGCCUGCUUUGAUUCCCUAAAGGGCCGAUGUUCGAGAGAGAACUGCAAGUAUCUUCACCCUCCGACCCACUUAAAAACUCAACUAGAAAUUAAUGGGAGGAACAAUUUGAUCCAGCAAAAAACUGCAGCAGCGAUGCUUGCCCAGCAGAUGCAAUUUAUGUUUCCAGGAACACCACUUCAUCCAGUGCCCACUUUUCCUGUAGGUCCCGCAAUAGGGACAAAUACAGCUAUUAGCUUUGCUCCUUACUUAGCACCUGUAACCCCUGGAGUUGGGUUGGUCCCCACGGAAAUUCUACCCACCACACCCGUUAUUGUUCCCGGAAGUCCACCCGUCACUGUCCCGGGCUCCACUGCAACUCAGAAACUUCUCAGGACUGACAAACUGGAGGUCUGCAGGGAGUUCCAGCGAGGAAACUGUGCCCGGGGAGAGACCGACUGCCGCUUUGCACACCCCGCAGACAGCACCAUGAUCGACACAAACGACAACACCGUAACCGUUUGUAUGGAUUACAUAAAGGGGCGUUGCAUGAGGGAGAAAUGCAAAUAUUUUCACCCUCCUGCACACUUGCAGGCCAAAAUCAAAGCUGCGCAGCACCAAGCCAACCAAGCUGCGGUGGCCGCCCAGGCAGCCGCGGCCGCGGCCACAGUCAUGACUCAGUCGACUGCCAAAGCAAUGAAGCGACCUCUCGAAGCAACUGUAGACCUGGCCUUUCCUCCUGGUGCUCUUCAUCCUUUACCAAAGAGACAAGCACUUGAGAAAAGCAACGGGGCCAGCACGGUGUUUAACCCCAGCGUCUUGCACUACCAGCAGGCUCUGACCAGCGCACAGUUGCAGCAACACACUGCGUUUAUCCCAACAGAUAAUUCUGAAAUAAUCAACAGAAACGGAAUGGAAUGCCAAGAAUCUGCAUUGAGAAUAACUAAACAUUGUUACUGUACAUACUAUCCUGUUUCCUCCUCAAUAGAAUUGCCACAAACUGCAUGCUAAAUAAAGAUUUAGUUCUUCUGGACAGACCACAACUCUAAGAAGCUAGUGCUGCUAUAUCAUAUAUGAGUAUUAAAUAUGGUAUGCUUAGUAUAUUCCAACCUAAGAUAGUUAACUACCUGAGACCAGCUGUGAUGUUUAAAGACAUAAAGGAUAAAGUUUACUUUUAAAGGGUUCCUAAACAUAGUUUCUGUCCUAGGAAUAUUGUCUUAUCUCCAUAACUAUAGCUGAUGCAGAAAGUCCAACCAAUGUACUCAUUUCGACUCAAUAUUUCAAAUUUAGCAAUAAACAAUUAGCAUUAGUUUAAAAACCUAUUCCAAGGGCAGGUUUGAUUCUAACUCCAAUUAUUGUCAUUUCAUUUACCCACUGGAUCAAAGGGUAUGUUUCACUUCUUGGCAAGAUGAAUGCUGCAGCAAAGACAAGAAGUGAAGUAAAACCGAUACCUGUCCUGCAGGUCUAAAAUUUGAAUGGAAAUUCAAGCACAAGUACUGGGGACACAUCAAAGUGUGGUGUUUGGUUUGCCUGGAGAUGCCGCAUUGACUCACGUGAUUCUAGAAUAACAUUAAAUAGAUUGAAAAAGAAACUUUGCACGGUAUGAGCUUCAUACCCCACCAAACAAAGUCUUGAAGGUAUUAUUUUACAAGUAUAUUUUUAAAGUUGUUUUAUAAGAGAGACUUUGUAGAAGUGCCUAGAUUUUGCCAGACUUCAUCCAGCUUGACAAGAAUGAGAGACCCAUGCCAACAGUCUAAUCUAAGGGAUUAGUCUUUCAAACUCACCAUCCGGUUGCCUGUGACAGAAUAACUCUCCUAAACUAAAAACCUAGUCAAACAAGGAAGCUGUAGGUGAGGAGAUCUGUAUAAUAUUCUAAUUUAAGUAAGUUUGAGUUUAGUCACUGCAAAUUUGAUUGUGACUUUAAUCUAAAUUACUAUGUAAACAAAAAGUAGAUAGUUUCACUUUUUAAAAAAUCCAUUACUGUUUUGCAUUUCAAAAGUUGAAUUAAAGGGUUGUAACUGACUACAGCAUGGAAAAAAAAUAGUUCUUUUAAUUCUUUCACCUUAAAGCAUAUUUUAUGUCUCAAAAGUAUAAAAAACUUUAAUACGAGUACAUACAUAUUAUAUAUACACAUACAUAUAUAUAUACUAUAUAUGGAUGAAACAUAUUUUAAUGUUGUUUACUUUUUUAAAUACUUGGUUGAUCUUCAAGGUAAUAGCGAUACAAUUAAAUUUUGUUCAGAAAGUUUGUUUUAAAGUUUAUUUUAAGCACUAUCGUACCAAAUAUUUCAUAUUUCACAUUUUAUAUGUUGCACAUAGCCUAUACAGUACCUACAUAGUUUUUAAAUUAUUGUUUAAGAAACAAAACAGCUGUUAUAAAUGAAUAUUAUGUGUAAUUGUUUAAAACAUCCAUUUUCUUUGUGAACAUAUUAGUGAUUGAAGUAUUUUGACUUUUGAGAUUGAAUGUAAAAUAUUUUAAAUUUUGGCAUCAUCGCCUAUUCUGAAAACUAGAUGCACCAACCAUAUCAUUAUUUGUUUGAGAAAAAAGAAAUCUACAUUUUAAUUCAUGUUGGUCAAAGUCUAAUUACUACCUAUUUAUCUUAUAUCGUAGAUCUGAUAACCCUAUCAAAAGAAAAUCACAUUCUAAGUGUAAACUUACAUAGUGCUUGUAUCGUUGCAUUUGUUUUAAUUUGUGGAAAAGUAUUGUAUCUAACUUGUAUUACUUUGGUAGUUUCAUCUUUAUGUAUUAUUGAUAUUUGUAAUUUUCUCAACUAUAACAAUGUAGUUAUGCUACAACUUGCCUAAAACAUUCAAACUUAAUUUCUUUUCUCUUUUUUUUCUUUAUUAAUUCAUUUAAACUCAUUGAAAACAUAGUAUACAUUACUAAAGCAUAAAUUACGGGAAUCACAAAUAUUUUUGUAGAAUAAUUGUAACAUUGUCUUUCUUUUUUUUCUUUGGUUUCAUGAUUUUGAUUUUAAAAAUUAUUAGCACACAACUAUUUUCAGCCCUUUAAUAAUGGAGCAUCAAAAACAUCACCUGUAUCCCCAAAUAUAGAAGACUAUUUUUUACUAUGAUAUCCAUUUUCCAGAAUUGUGAUUAUAAUAUGCAAAGAGUCAUAAAUAUGCCAUUUACAAUAAGGAGGAGGCAAGGCAAAUGCAUAGAUGUACAAAUAUAUGUACAACAGAUUUUUGCUUUUUAUUUAUUUAUAAUGUAAUUUUAUAGAAUAAUUCUGGGAUUUGAGAGGAUCUAAAACUAUUUUUCUGUAUAAAUAUUAUUUGCCAAAAGUUUGUUUAUAUUCAGAAGUCUGACUAUGAUAAAUAAAUCUUAAAUGCUUUGUUUAAUUACAAAAACAAAAAUCACCAAUAUCCAAGACAUGAAGAUAGCAAUUCAACAAAUACUGUAGUUAAGAGACUAACUCUCCACUCGUAUGGGAACUACAUUUCACUCUUGGUUUUCAGGAUAUAACAGCACUUCACUGAAAUAUUCUUUCAGCCAUACCACUAGUAACAUUUCUACUAAACCUUUCUUUAACACUUAAAGAAUUUCCUCAUUCAUUACCUUACAGUGUAAACAGGAGUCUAAUUUGUAUCAAUUCUAUGUUUGGGUUGUAAUAUUCAGUUCACUCACCCAAUGUACAACCAAUGAAAUAAAAGAAGCAUUUAAAAGGA
Messenger RNA from Cynocephalus volans (Philippine flying lemur), 4843 nucleotides. It is a transcript of the gene MBNL2, whose product is annotated as muscleblind like splicing regulator 2. The record is from RefSeq and is a predicted model, not a curated record. Lineage: Eukaryota; Metazoa; Chordata; Mammalia; Dermoptera; Cynocephalidae. Gene Ontology annotation, molecular function: metal ion binding; RNA binding. Bases 1048 to 2187 code for a protein of 379 amino acids. Gene Ontology annotation, cellular component: nucleus. The transcript is spliced from 9 exons. Gene Ontology annotation, biological process: regulation of RNA splicing.